UACUGCUAACGAUAGCUGGAAAAGUGCUUCGUUUACGUUACGUUUUUAUGUAAUAGUCGAUCACAACAGCGCCAAUGGAGGAGGACUCAGUUGUUAUGUAAUCUGAAGCAGGAGCAUGUGCAAUUUCUCACUCCAAAGUAACUGUGUGCUCUUUCAUUUACGCUUGGCAUCCUCGCUAACACACGUAAAGUUAGCUUGCUGCUAAUGUUAAACUGGCACCAGAUUAUCCACUGCCAUUUCUACAACCUGCGCUGUUCAGAGAAAACGGCUCGAUGUAUCACAAGGAAAAGAGCAUCCAGAUAAAAAACAGCGCUUCAGCGCUGUACAACAACCUCGGUGUGCUGCGCAUUGCCCCGCGACGCCUCACCUACUUCACGGUGGUCCAUGCUAACGUGGUCAACAUGGUCAGCGCGUCAUGGGACGGCCUCAACUACUCCCACCGUCAGCUGCAGUCCAAGGAGCCCAAUGUUGCUACAAGCACAUCGCUCAUCAUGCAGGCAGCAUUUUGUGCUCUGCCCUCUCGUGAUCUGCUGGUGGUGACCUCUCAGAAAGGCAUCCAGAUUUAUGAAUCUGAUGGCUCCAUUAUGGUGUACUGGCAUGCGCUGGAUACUCCGGAAACGCCUACAGCUCAGGCCGUGUUUGCUCGAGGGAUAUCAGCAGUACGUGAGAAUUAUAUAUGUGUGGGCAUUUCAUCUGGUGCAAUUCUGGUAUUUGAUGUUCCCAGUAAAGGCAGUAAUAUAACACUGUCUGAGGUCCUGGAGGAGCACAAAGAGUCUAUCACUGACAUGGCUGCUGAGUGCUCUGGCAGUCAGGAGUGCAUAGCUGAUCUGGUCAGUGCAGAUGAUGGGGGCAACCUAUGUGUGUGGAAGUCUGGGGAGGAAUUUCAGCUGCUCAAUAACAUCCCUGGCUUUGACAUGAGCUGCUCAUCUGUCAAGUUGUGGAAAGGUACAGUAGUGGCAGGUUACGGCACAGGCCAGAUCCGUCUCUAUGAGGCAGUGACGGGAAUUCUCCAUGCUGAGGUCAAAGCCCAUGCUCGCUGGAUAUACUCACUAGACAUUGCUCCUUUUUCUGGACUGCUUCUAUCUGCUGCUGAGGACUCUCUAGUCAGGGUGUGGCACCUGUCUAUGACCCCAGAGACAAACAGUGUGGAGGUUGCCCAUUUGCACAAUGAGUGUGUAACUGACACACAAAUCUGUGGCGCUAAGUUCUGUGACGGUGAUGGCUAUGCUUUUGCAGUGACAGGCUAUGACCUGAGUGAGAUUAUCCGCUACACACAGACAUAGGACCUUGCCUUCACUGAGGCUUUGUAUGAAUGUGAAUUUAUUUAACAUUAUCUUUUUUGGGAGAAGCAUUGUUCCUUGGCAUUUCAGUCUCUAUACCUACAAAGGUUACAAGGACAUUCAUAUAACAAAAUAAUUCAAAAGUAAAGUGUUAAAGUUAAAUAUUUUAACUGUAAAUGUUUACAUGUAUGUAAAUGUAGCAUUAAAAAGUAAUAAAAUAUUCUGUUAUUCUUUAUGAUAUAAUUACUGAUAUAAUGAUACAGUUGUACUAGUAAACAUAUUUAUAAAGAAA
Molecule: messenger RNA, 1572 nt
Organism: Lates calcarifer (barramundi perch)
Lineage: Eukaryota; Metazoa; Chordata; Actinopteri; Centropomidae
Gene: wdr54
Product: WD repeat domain 54
Exons: 10
Coding region: 273-1283 (336 amino acids)
Biological process (GO): cilium assembly
Cellular component (GO): centriole; ciliary basal body
Molecular function (GO): protein binding
Source: RefSeq, a predicted model, not a curated record